UACUGUUGUUUUGUUUAGUCUAGUCGAUAUUUUCAAUAUUUAUAAAUAUUAAGGACUAUGACGACGUGGGGAAAUAUUUGCCGCAUAUGUAGCAGUCCCGCAGACUACAAUAUCUUUGCCAAAAUACCCACAUAUUUGCACGGGUCGACUAACGAGUUUCUGAAUUAUCAGAAGCCAAUUAACGUAUUGCUUGAAGAGACAUCCGGACUGAAAAACUCUCCAGAUGAUGGACUGCCAUCAUUUAUAUGUGCACUAUGCAUAUCGUAUUUAAAACACGCUGUAACAUUCCGCGAACAGUGCAUAAAAAACGCACUUAGCCUUAAGCUGAUCGAGCUAUAUCAACAGAAGUCUGUCAAAAAUAAGGGUGACAAGGAAAGUGCACUCUUUACUGCAGAGCAGCUGAGCUAUGUGGAGCAACGACCGGUGCACAAUCUCCUGCUUAACAAUAACAGCGCCAAGCUGGAAAGAACGGACAAAGUGCACAAACAACUGCUUAAUCAGACUGUGCCCCAACAAUGCGGCAACAACGAACGACGCAUACGCUACUUGAACGAUUUAUUCGACAAGCAUCGAAAUGCUACACAGGCAACAGUGGAGCUGCCAUCGACCAGCGCUGGCAGCGGCAGCGGAAAUGGCGAGGAAGAAGACUAUGCAGCCGUCACCUCUAGCGAUGACAACGAGGAGAAUGCGCUGUCACGCAAGCACAAGAAUUGCUAUAAUUACAGCGAGACGAAUUUCGAGGAGGAUGAUCCCAUGGAGCAGGCUCAGCUGAGGGACAUCAAAGUCAAUAUACCCGAACCUAUGUGGAAGGAGCGCAAGUGCCCGGCCUGCUCCAAGCGCUAUAUGCACGAAGACUCGCACCAAUUGCAUCUUGACAAUUGCGUGGAAUUUCAGUUCAUCAGCUUUGUUUCGGAGGUCAACAAACUGCUGGAGAUAAAGCGUCAAAAGAUGGUGUCACCACACGAGUUCAUUAGACGAAUGAUAUUUGCUCUACACAAAACCUGCACCUGGUUGCAGGAGCACUCGAUCGACACCGAUCUGGCCGAUAAACUAAAUCAGAGUAAAAUAACUAAUGGCAGCAGUGAGAAAACUGAGAAAAGUGAGCCAGCUCAAGAGGCCGCACCGAAGUGUUCGACCGGCUGGGAUAGUUUCCCAUCACCAUCAAAUGAUGAUGCGCUCUUUAGCAACUCCUUGCUUAAAUUUAAGAGCGGUACCAACACCCCAAUAACUGCUGAAAACAAUGUACUGUAUGCUAUUGAGCGCUCCGAGAGUCGCAACUCGCAAAAUACGCCCAAUCUAGUGGUAAAGAAGCCCAUACCUAUUAGAUGCAAAGGCCCGGCAUCUGUUGCUGCAGCGACUGCACCCUUACAUGAGGAGCGUGCACGUGCCACAUUUCUGGAGAAGCUGCAGCGAGCCACUGUCACGCCACAGCAGCAGUCGCCAGUGCCAGCAACGCCCACAAGUGCAACGUUGAUGCCUUUCUCGGCAGCGCGUUGCAGCCAAUGCAACUUGGUAUUCGAAUCCGUUAGCGAACUGGAGAUUCAUAAUGUAAUGCAUCAUAAUGGACAGUGCAAUGUUGGCAAUGCUAAGGACGAAGACGCACAACGGCGUCGCAUAAUUGCCCUAUUCGAAGAUGAUAUUUAAUUUAUUAUAGUUAUUAUUUUUAUACUGUGGCUACUGUCUGUCCUUUGUAUGUAUAUCAACAUUGAAUGUUUUCACCUGCA
Messenger RNA from Drosophila novamexicana, 1724 nucleotides. RefSeq lists its product as uncharacterized. The coding region runs from base 58 to 1644 and encodes 528 amino acids. Gene Ontology annotation, cellular component: nucleus. Lineage: Eukaryota; Metazoa; Arthropoda; Insecta; Diptera; Drosophilidae. The record is from RefSeq and is a predicted model, not a curated record. The transcript has 4 exons. Gene Ontology annotation, molecular function: zinc ion binding.